UACGGGUUACGGGAAAAUGGCUGAUUCAUCGGAGUCCACUGGCGAGUACGUUAGCCACGUGGCGAGGCGUCUCACCGAGGAAGAGAUCGGGAAGAUGAAGACUCAAAAUUCCCGUUUGGUAACGGAAUUCCGAGCAAACCAAUUGGAACAAGAUGCCAAAAAGCAUUGGGAUCUAUUUUAUAAACGAAACGACACCAGAUUCUUCAAAGAUAGACACUGGACCACUAGAGAAUUUAGCGAGCUGUUGGGCUUGGGCGCGCAGGAGGAUCCAAAGGUUCUUCUUGAGGUCGGCUGCGGUGUUGGGAAUUUCGUAUAUCCGUUGGUCGAAGAUGGAUUGAAAUUUAAAAGAAUAUUCGCUUGUGAUCUGUCUCCUAGAGCAGUGGAAUUAACAAAGAGUCAUGUAUUGUAUGAUCCAGAAAACAUGAGGAUUUUUCAGACUGAUGUUACAACGGAGGAUUGUUUCGCCGAUGUAGACUGUCCUGUGAAUGCGGCGACCUUAAUAUUCGUUUUAUCAUCCAUUCAUCCGGAUAAGUUCCGAAGAGUUGCUGAGAAUUUGUACAAUGUUCUUGAUAAUAAAGGAGUUGUACUUGUAAGAGAUUAUGGUCGAUAUGAUAUGGCCCAGUUGAGGUUUAAGCCUGGUCAUAAAAUUAGUGAAAAUUUUUACAUGAGGCAGGAUGGAACCAGAAGUUACUAUUUUACCACAGAAGAAGUAACUAAGCUAUUUGAAUCUGCUGGUUUCCGUACUUUAACAUGUGAUUAUGUGCAAAGACGUACCGUAAACUUGAAGGAGAAUAUAGAUGUGGCCAGAAUUUUUGUUCAGGGGAAAUUUGAAAAACCUUAA
Dufourea novaeangliae is the source of this 841-nucleotide messenger RNA. RefSeq names its product methyltransferase-like protein 6. The record is from RefSeq and is a predicted model, not a curated record. The transcript is spliced from 4 exons. Bases 17 to 841 code for a protein of 274 amino acids. Lineage: Eukaryota; Metazoa; Arthropoda; Insecta; Hymenoptera; Halictidae.